CCCCCAGUCCUUGCAUUGGCUUCAAAUUUCGAAACAAAACGGCAAAGAGAUCAAUCAGCAGCAUGACCCGCGGGCGGGAGCAGCAGCGGGCGGCAGAGCGGCGAGUGCUUCAGCUUCUCCACGGCCGCGCCACCCGCACCCACAUCCGGGAGAUCCACGCCCACCUCCUCCGCCACCAUCUCCACUUCUCCAACCUCCUCCUCGCCCACCUCGUCUCCGUCUGCGCCGCCCUCCGCCGCGUCCCCUACGCCCGCCGCCUCUUUCUCUCCCACCCAUCCCCCUCCCUCCCCCUCUUCAAUGCCACCCUCAAGGCCCUUUCCCUAUCCCCCGCCGCCGCCCCCGACGCCCUCCGCCUCUUCUCCCUCCUCCGCUGCCGCUCCCUCUUCCCCGACCGCCUCUCCUUCGCCCCCCUCCUCAAAGCCGCCUCCUUUCUCCCCCCUGCCCUCGGCCGCUCCGUCCACGCCCUCACCCUCGUCUCCGGAUUCGCCGCCCACCCUCCCGUCGCCGUCGGAAUCCUCGAAAUCUACACCAGUUCGGGCGAAAUGGACUCCGCUCAUCGAGCGUUCGACGAUAUGUUCCAAAAAGAUGUCGUUGCUUAUAACCUGAUGAUAAAUGGAUACUGUAAAAGAGGCGACUUUGAGAGUGGAUUCCGCCUCUUUCGCCAGAUGGGUGAUCGGAGCAUUGUCACAUGGAAUUCAAUGAUCGCCGGCUUGGCAUGCUGCGGCCGGGAUGGCGAAGCUCUAGAGCUUUUUCGGGAGAUGUGGGACUAUUCCGGGUUUGAGCCUGAUGAUGCCACAUUGGCUACAAUUCUGCCGGUUUGUGGUCGGCUGGGGGCUUUGGAUGUUGGUAGAUGGAUUCAUUAUCAUGCCGAUGGGAAAGGAUUAUUGAAGAGUGCCGUCAAUGUUGCGAAUUCGAUCAUCGAUAUGUAUUGCAAAUGCGGGGAUUUGGCAGCUGCCCAAUUGGUUUUUGAUGAAAUGCCAAAGAAGAGUGUGGUCUCUUGGAAUGCUAUGAUCACGGGGUCGGCUUUCAAUGGGCAUGGUCAAGUAGGGAUUAAUUUGUUCGAGGAGAUGAAGAGAAGUGGAGUUGAGCCCAAUGCCGGGACCUUUGUCGGGAUUCUCGGGUGCUGCGCACAUGCUGGAUUGGUCAAGGGGGGUCGCAAAUUGUUUGCUUCAAUGGUUGAGGAUUAUCGCAUUGAGCCGAAGCUUGAGCAUUAUGGGUGUAUGGUUGAUCUCUUGGGGAGGUGUGGGUUUGUCGAAGAGGCUCAUGAGUUGGUCAGGAGUAUGCCGAUGAGGCCGAAUGCUGCCAUUUGGGGAGCGCUGCUCAGUGCAUGCCGGAAUUAUGGUGAGCUUGGCAUUGCAGAGAUGGCCAUGAGGGAGCUCAUUGAGCUCGAGCCUAGAAAUUCUGGGAAUUAUGUGUUACUAGCCAAUCUUUAUGCAGAGGCUGGCCUGUGGGAAGAGGCAGAGAAUGUGCGGUGGUUGAUGAAGGGGAAGAGCGUGCCAAAGGUGCCCGGGCAGAGCCUUAUAGGACAUGAAGAUAGGGUUGAAGGAAAUUGAGGUGAUUUCGGGUAGGUCAUCAAUGGACUUUGUUGGAACUCAAGAGGUGGAGCCCUCUAGAUUGUUACCUCCUAUUCGCUUUGACCUCUAUCAAUGGCUGAAGGGGUAUAUCAUGGAACACUCUUUCAGGAGAGCUUGGAAGAAAGGGUUUAACAUGAAGGCUUCCCUUCAUAGGAAUGAAGGGGUUUGAGAGGCCCACACCAUAUUGUUGGCGGCACACUUUGCAUAAGAUUGCAGAAGCCAAUACCUGUUGUGGGAGAUCUUUACUGAUUUGAUUCUUUAUGACAACAUCAUUGUGGAAUUUGAACAUCACUAUUUUUGGGGGGUCUCCGCAUAGCGAUAAAAGCUUCAGAGGAGCUGCACUGUUCAACUAAAAUUUUCGGUGCCUUCAUGCCUGCUUCAGGAACAGCAGACUCGGUCAUAUGAGCAUUUGGCUACAUAAUCUGCAUAUGGAUUCGACGCUUUAUGAUUGCUGAUUAACAUCAGAGAAUUAAUCAAAGAAAACAUAUCCAGUGUAAGAUCGCAUUUAUAUACGAGGAAAUCAAGGAUGGUAGAUCA
Elaeis guineensis (African oil palm) is the source of this 2111-nucleotide messenger RNA. Its product is annotated as pentatricopeptide repeat-containing protein At1g09190. Gene Ontology annotation, biological process: RNA modification. The record is from RefSeq and is a predicted model, not a curated record. Lineage: Eukaryota; Viridiplantae; Streptophyta; Magnoliopsida; Arecales; Arecaceae. Gene Ontology annotation, molecular function: protein binding; RNA binding.